This is a messenger RNA of Talaromyces amestolkiae, 1389 nucleotides long. RefSeq lists its product as uncharacterized. Gene Ontology annotation, biological process: charged-tRNA amino acid modification. The record is from RefSeq and is a predicted model, not a curated record. Gene Ontology annotation, molecular function: tRNA adenosine(64)-2'-O-ribosylphosphate transferase activity. Gene Ontology annotation, cellular component: cytoplasm. Bases 1 to 1389 code for a protein of 462 amino acids. The transcript is spliced from 5 exons. NCBI's taxonomy places the organism in Eukaryota, Fungi, Ascomycota, Eurotiomycetes, Eurotiales, Trichocomaceae.
AUGAGCUCCGACGAAAGGGCGACGAGCAAUGCGUACCCGGUCUCCCUAUCAGAAAUCGAGUUCCCGUCUGCAGCCGUCUCAGUAUCACAGCUUCUAACAUCAUUACGGCGUUCUGCGCUGUCAGUUACGAAUCGUCUACGCUCAAUUGAAGCAGACGCCCGCUUUGUGUCAGAGGUGGCCGAGCAUUAUGGGGGUUUACCCCUCAUUGCCAACGAACGCUGUGGCAGUUGGUAUAUCAAUCCGACGCGCAAGGCCGGUAGCGUCUACUUCAAAAGCACGGAUGGCCAUACUGGGGUCUGGGAGUUUAGUUUCCGUAGGCUCAAUUUGCAGGUUCUCGAGCUUGCUCGGCAGCGUGGCGGGUGUAUUAUCGUGGAUUCUACCCGCAGGGGUAAAUUGAUGCCCGAUGCUCUCUCCAAAACUGUUCCGAUAUGGAGUGCUGUUUUGAAUCGAGCCCUGUUUCCAUCAGAACCUGCAUAUCACCUAGUCCAGUUCCCGCCUAAUUUUCUACCUGCCUCGGAAGAAGCACAAAUCGAGAGACGAAUUGACGGAUUUGUCAAGACCUUCAAGGAGUUGAAACUUGAUUUGGACCAAUUGAGAAAGGAUCUAGGCUCUCCAAUCAAGAUUGCAUGGGCCAAUCAGACCUACUUUUAUCCUACCACACUUCAGAAAGGGGAUGGCUACAACCUUUUUGUGCUCUGCUCGGCCUCGAGAAGAGUGCACGGUGCCGAGGCAUCUGAAGGAGGGUAUAUUCAAGGCGCAGGCGACGACGCUGAGAAAUGGUCUCAUGGAUUGACUCCCCCUAUUUUUUGGGCAAAUCGGGACCUUCUCAUUAAUACAGAUGAGAGCGACCUACCGCAUGUCAUUCAAGAGUUGGUCUCGAAGACUGAUGCCCACAGUAAUGGUGAUACUAAAGUCGGCGUCCCGAUCCGCCCAUCGUCGAAUCUAUACAUCUGCCAGUCCCGACCCAACGACUUAAGAAUACAGGGUGAAUAUGAUCUCGCCAUCGCCUGUAAUGACAAGCCUGAUCUGUCCACUGCGAAGAGGUUGAAUCUUGGUUGUGGUUCUCACAAACUCGGCAGUCGAGAUCUACGGGCUGCCUUGGACAAAGUGAAAGCGUUUGCAGAGAACAACCUCACGGCCAAUCCGGCACAAUCAAUACUAGUCACUUGUGAAACGGGGAAGGAUCUUUCUGUCGGGACACUUUUGACUAUCAUUUGCCUUUUUUAUGAUGACAAUGGCAAGUUCGUCGGACCGCAAACAGACGUAUACAUCGACAAACAAUAUAUCCGCCAACGCUUGACAUGGAUCGUAACGUCAAAACCGGACGCGAACCCUUCACGAGCGACACUCCAAUCAGUCAACGCAUUUCUUUUGCAGAGGCCAGAUUGA